CGUCGGGCGCCGCGCCGAGCCGGGCGCCUCGUGGCGGGGCGUGGUCUAGGCAGCCUCCCCGCCCUGCGUCUGCCGGCCUCCGGCCGCGGUCUUCUUGCCCCGGACUCUUCGAAGGUGAGGAGCAGCUGCAGAUCGUCAUGUCUGGAAUCAAACGAAUGCUCAAAGAAAAUGACCCUGACUAUGAGGACAUUUCUGUGGCGCCCCCAAACAAACGGCAUCGAGCCAUGGAGGAUUCAGCUCGAGAUGCUGCCGUGCAGAAGAUUGAAACGAUUAUUAAGGAGCAGUUUGCUGUUGAAAUGAAAAACAAGGAGCAUGAAAUUGAAGUCAUCGAUCAGCGACUGAUUGAGGCCCGAAGAAUGAUGGAUAAACUUCGUGCUUGCAUUGUGGCAAACUACUACGCUUCUGCUGGUCUUUUCAAAGCUUCGGAGGGAUCAAAGCCCUGUGACACCAUGGUUUUUAAUCAUCCCGCUAUCAAGAAAUUUUUGGAAUCUCCAUCAAGGUCAUCAUCUCCUGCUAAUCAGAGAUCAGAAACACCAUCUCUUAACUAUUCAGAAAGUGAUUCUUUAUCUCAACACAAUGACUUCCUCUCUGACAAAGACAACAGCAGCAAUCUGGACCUGGAGGAGAGAUUGUCCAACAGUGUGGAGUCUCAGAGGCCCUGCAGAAAGACUGGGCGGGACCCCAGUGGUGGAGCCAGCUCCCGAAAAACAAACCAACAGAAUUCUGAUCUCACUUUGGAAGAAGUUUCAAGACUUUUUGUGAAGAAAACCAUAGUAGUUGGCAAUGUGUCAAAAUACAUUCCUCCUGAUAAGAGAGAAGAAAAUGACCAGUCAACUCACAAGUGGAUGGUGUAUGUCCGAGGCUCCCGGAGAGAGCCCAGCAUCAAUCACUUUGUGAAGAAAGUUUGGUUCUUUCUCCAUCCCAGCUAUAAGCCAAACGACCUUGUGGAAGUUCGAGAGCCUCCUUUCCACCUGACCAGGAGAGGUUGGGGUGAGUUUCCCGUCAGAGUUCAAGUUCACUUUAAGGACAACCAGAACAAGCGGAUAGAUAUCAUCCAUAACCUGAAGCUGGACAGAACUUACACUGGCCUGCAGACCCUGGGUGCUGAGACGGUGGUGGAUGUUGAGCUCCAUCGGCAUUCCCUUGGAGAAGACCACCUUUAUCCUCAGUCCACAGAGUGCGAUGUCUCGGAUGCUCCUUCAUCUUUGCCUCUGCCCAUCCCAGCCCCAGUGAAAGCUGCUUCUCCCAGAAAGCCUUCACACGAGCCUGUGCCUGAUGCUGCUGUGGAGAAAGGUUUCCAAGCGAAAACUGAAGCUGACAGACCCACAGCAUUUUAUUCUUUGCCGUCUUCAGUGGAACGUACACCCACAAAAUUGGUGUCAUCUCAGAGGGUAACCUUUGGCUCUCAUGGGAAUUCAGCAUUCCAGCCAAUAGCAGCCAGUUGCAAAAUUGUGCCACAGGGUCAAAUUCCAAAUCCUGAGUCUCCUGGAAAGUCUUUUCAGCCGAUCACUAUGAGCUGCAAAAUUGUCUCAGGAAGCCCCACCAGCAAGUUGUCCACUGCUUCUCAGACUGCCCAAGGAACAGGGUCUCCCAUUCCUAAGAUUCAUGGAAGUAGCUUUGUCACCUCCACAGUCAAGCAGGAGGACUCCUUGUUUGCCUCUAUGCCACCUCUUUGCCCAAUUGGGAGUCACUCCAAGGUGCAGAGUCCGAAACCCGUCACCGGAGGCCUUGGAGCUUUCACCAAGGUGAUCAUCAAGCAGGAGCCUGGAGAAGCCCCCCACAUGCCCACCUCAGGAGCUACCACUCAGCCGCCUCUUCCCCAGUAUGUGACUGUGAAAGGGGGUCACAUGAUAGCCGUAUCCCCUCAGAAACAGGUCGUGGCUGCAGGAGACGGGACUGCUCAGUCACCAAAGGUGGUUGGCGUGCCAGUUGGGUCUGCUUUGCAGUCCACAGUGAAGCAGGCCAUGGCAAUCAGUGGUGGCCAGAUCCUGGUGGCCAAGGCCAGUUCCGCCGUUGCCAAGGCUGUUGGUCCAAAGCAAGUUGUGACCCAAGGAGUUGCCAAAGCGAUUGUGAGUGGAGGUGGUGGAACCAUUGUUGCUCAGCCUGUGCAGACCUUAACCAAGGCGCAGGUCACUUCCACUGGGGCCCCGAAAAGUGGAUCCCAGGGUUCAGUGAUGGCUACUUUGCAGCUGCCUGCCACCAAUCUGGCCAACUUGGCAAAUUUACCUCCCGGCACCAAAUUGUACCUUACAACUAACAGCAAGAACCCUUCCGGAAAAGGAAAACUUCUGCUGAUCCCUCAAGGGGCCAUCCUGCGAGCCACAAACAAUGCUAACCUCCAGGGAGGAGCUUCUGCAGCCGGAGGCAGCAGUGGUGGUGCAGGAGCACAGGGUGCGAGCCCCGCAGGGGUGUCCCCGCAUUUGACCUACACGUCCUAUAUCCUCAAGCAAACUCCACAGGGCACAUUUUUAGUUGGCCAGCCAUCCCCUCAGAGUUCUGGAAAGCAGUUGGCAACUGGGUCAGUGGUUCAGGGCAAUUUGGGAGUCAAUGCAUCGUCCACACAAGGACAACAAGCAUUAAAAGUCAUCUCUGGGCAAAAAACAGCUUUGUUCACCCAGGCAAGCCCUGGUGGGCAGGCAUCUCUGAUGAAAAUAUCUGAUGGCUCUUUGAAGUCUGUGCCAGCCACCACCCCACUGUCCAAGCCUGGGACCACCGUCCUGAGAGUCGCAGGGGGCGUCAUCACUACUGCUGCCUCCCCAGCUGUCUCUCUCUCUGCCAAUGGAGUUGUACAGCAGUCAGAAGGAGCAGCUUCCAGCUCUACAUCAGCGGUGGGACCUAGUGGGAAAGCUUGUGGGCAGCAGUCACUGUGUGUGACCCCAGCCCAGGCGGGGCCCGUGGGAGCCCACAGAGCUGGCGCCUCCACCGUCAUCAGUGCCACAUCUCUGAUGUCCGCAGCAACACCUGUCUCGGGCAAAGCUGCCGUCUCAGGCCUGUUAAAGAUCCAUUCGAACCAGUCCAGUCCUCAGCAGGCUGUCCUGACCAUACCCAGCCAGCUUAAACCACUCAGUGUCAAUGCUGCGUCUGGAGGCAUCCAGACCAUCCUGAUGCCCAUGAAUAAAGUAGUGCAGUCAUUGUCUGCCAGUAAGACACCAGCCAUGCCCUCCGUGGUGGCCCCCAGCUUGACCCCUGUCAGCUCCACUUCAGCCACUGUUACUAAAGUGAAGGUGGAGCCAGAAACACCAGGAUCAAAUGGCCUCACCUUGGUCUCCCAGGAGGUACAGACAGAAGUGAAGACAGAAGAAAAUACUGAACUGGGGAACUAUGCAAUCAACAUAGAACACUUAGAAAACACCCAACAGCUUCUAACAGCCAUAGUAAAGAAGAUCCCAUUAAUCACUAAAAAGGGUGAAGAUGCCAAUUGUUUCUGUGCCAGUUCUGUGGAGCAGUAUUAUAGUUGGAACAUUGGGAAACGGAGGGCAGCAGAGUGGCAACGAGCAAUGACAAUGAGAAAAGUCUUACAAGAAAUUCUGGAGAAGAAUCCCAGGUUUCACAAUGUGACGCCCCUCAAAACCAAGCACAUUGUCCAUUGGUGUCGUUGCCAUGGUUACACUCCACCAGACCCAGAGAGCUUGAGAAAUGAUGGUGAUUCCAUCGAGGACGUACUGACGCAGAUAGACAGUGAGCCAGAGUGUCCCUCAUCCUUCACCACUGCUGAAGAUCUCUGCCGAAAACUGGAGGACCUCCAGCAGUGUCAGAAAAGAGAGCCAGAGAACGAUGAGGAGGUGGACAUUCUCAGUGUCACCGAGCCCCUAAAGAUAAAUAUCAAGAGAGAAAGGGAGGAGAAGCAAGCAGGAGUGAAGUUCUAUGUGGAAACGACGCCUGCUUCUGAGUUUGUCAGCGACACGGCUCAAAAGAUUGGAAUCACCCUCCAGCCUGUAGAACUUCACAAGAACACAUAUGCAUCUGUUGUUGAAGAUAUGAUCCUAAAGGCGACGGAGCAGCUAGUGAGUGACAUCCUGAGACAGGCUCUGGCCAUUGGGUACCAGACAGCAUCUCACAGCAGGACUCCAAGAGAAAUCACAGUGAUGAAUAUUCACCAGGCCAUUUGCAAUAUUCCCUUUCUUGAUUUUCUCACUAACAAGCAUAUGGGAGUAUUAAGCAAGGAACAGUAAACUGAAGAUGCCCCCAGAGGAGUAGGAUGAGGUGAAGACUCAGCCAAAGCAUGUGAGCUGACCUCCACACGAGUCCGUGCUCUUCGCCAGGCAUUAGGUGAAACAGUGAGCGGGUCAGCGAACUCUUUACACUUGAAUUUAAUUGGUCGAUCUGAAGACUCCGGAGUAGGGCAGACCCGAGGCUGGGCUAGGUGGAAGUGGAUCUGGUUAUCUUAGGACAGCCUUGAUGUAUUUCCACCGCACCUCUGUGGGAGCCUCCCAGGUUUGUGCAGCAUUUCUGGGGAAGACCGUGCACCAGGUCUGGUUGCGCUCUUAGCACCACCAGUGGUCUCUGGGGUUACUGGCAGCUUCCCCCUCUUGUCUUGGAAGAAGUGACACAUGGGAAGCUGUGGUGGAGGGGACAGUGGCGGUGCUGACUUGCCUUGUAGAGAGACAGCUGCUCUGCCAGGACAUCCCCAAGUGGUUGGUUGGCCCCUGAGCUGAAUGUGACUGACUGCAGCAAUCAAAUCUGUGGGAAAGAACAGACCCCCGGGGAUGCAGCACAGCUGCAUGGUGUGCCCUGGCUGCUCAGAGUUCCUUUCUUAUGAGGUGGAAGAAUAUUACCCAAGCUACUCUCUCUAAGAAGACUCCAGGGCAUGUACUAAGCUUGAUACUGGGUGGCAAGAAAUGUGAACAUUCCAGUCAUGCACUUAAUUGGUUGGGAAUUAACAGCAGCCAAAAAUCUUGGGCCCAAGGGAAAGGCAGAAGCAACUUUGGAUCAUCAUGUGUAGGUUGAUCAGCUGGCUCUCUUGCAUGCAGCCGUGGGCUCUCUCCUUUGCUGUGUGCACCUUGUUUACAAGCAGCUGUCUGUACUGUGGUGCAUGCUCAUGGGCUUGCUUGAAAGUUGCUUAUUUUUAGGGAAAACUCCCAAAGAAGGCCAAAAAAAAGGAUUGCUGCAUGGAUGGGAGACUGAAGUAGACAUUACAGUCCCCCUCCAUCCCUGUUCAGACAGAUCUAUCGGGAAGCUCACUUCCCAGAAAAAAGAAGCAAGGCAAAGACAUACCUGCAUGUGUUUGUCUAGUGGAGGAGGACAAAGAACGUCCCUCAGCUGUUAGUAGAGGCAUCAAAACACACAGAUGAUGAAAAGAGCAAAGCCUAAGGAAGACAAGCUGACAAGGAAGAGCUUUUAUUUAGCAGCAGCCCUGGCCUGAUGCCCAGGGCACGUGGAAGACAUCAGAUUCAGUUGGUCUCAUCCCACAGCCCAUCUGUGAUGCAGAACUGAGAGGCAUCCAACAACCACCAAAAGGAACUGGUCAACAUAGACCCUGGGGGAAAACUCAGAGGCCUUGGCAUCUCUUGUAGUCAGAAGUGAGAGCUUAUCUAAACAACCCUGGGCUAAGUGUUCUGAGUCAGGGGAAGGUGAGGUAUGUCUCAGGUGGAAAAUUAAAUGAGGGGCCCAUUUGAUCAUAACAAUCUGGCUAGAACAUGUGAUCCGGGACUCUGGGAAAGAGAAGAAAGCUGUUUGGUACAGUGCAUGGCAUGCUCAGAACACAAUAUACCAAUCAUUUAACUUAGAAUAUUUUAACAAUUAAAUGAGCCCCCAAAGCAUUUGAGAAUAGCUGGCAUAUAUUUGGAUUCAAAAGGAAGUUUUCUCUAGAAUCUUUAAAAUCUAAGAUCUGGGGGGAAGAGAAUGUAGUUGGUCCAUGACUGACCCAGAGGAAAGAAAGUUCUUUCACUGUGAGUGGGAGGAUAUAAUAAAUAAGUUUUCAGCAAAGGAAAUACUAACUAUUAAAAGAUUUCCUUAUGUGUUAAGACUUUCCCAAUGUAUUUGUAUGAUAAUGUGUAACAUAACUAUGUAAUAUAUGUGGCUACAAUAAAUUUUCUUUUAGUAAUUG
Trichosurus vulpecula (common brushtail) is the source of this 6046-nucleotide messenger RNA. It is a transcript of the gene YEATS2, whose product is annotated as YEATS domain containing 2. The transcript is spliced from 30 exons. Gene Ontology annotation, molecular function: histone binding. The record is from RefSeq and is a predicted model, not a curated record. The coding region runs from base 138 to 4172 and encodes 1344 amino acids. Gene Ontology annotation, cellular component: NuA4 histone acetyltransferase complex. Gene Ontology annotation, biological process: regulation of transcription by RNA polymerase II; chromatin remodeling. NCBI's taxonomy places the organism in Eukaryota, Metazoa, Chordata, Mammalia, Diprotodontia, Phalangeridae.